Molecule: messenger RNA, 1053 nt
Organism: Paramecium sonneborni
Lineage: Eukaryota; Ciliophora; Oligohymenophorea; Peniculida; Parameciidae
Source: the annotation of a GenBank genome assembly
AUGUAAUUCUCUGAUAUAACCAAUUUAGAAAAGUCUUUUCAUAAUCUCAAGACUAAAUCUUUGAUUUCUGAUCAAAAGACUACUCCUAAGAAAAAACCCUAAUUGAAUUAUAUGGAUAUACAAAAUUUUAAAUUCGAAUGGAUCUGCUUGGAUGAUUAUGAAUAGGAAAUAAUGAAUUAAAAUGAUUCCAAUCCAUUUUAAUACUCUUACUAUGAAUAAAUGUAAUGGUUCUAAAACUAUCAUCUUCAUUUUUAAUAUCCUCUCAAAUUAGAUCAUAUCAAUGUAAAUAAAUCUUAAAUCUUAUAGACUUAAGAAUCCUUGAGACAACAUUCUAUAUGUGAGCUUAAAAGAAAUAGUCUUUUAUGUUGGAUGGGUUAUGUUUUGAGUUCUUAUGAUAAUACAUCAAAUGAAACCUAUUUUUUAGCCAUAUCUAUUUUUGAUAAGUUUCUCCAACAAUAUCCAUAUAGUCUGAGCAAUUCAGAACUUUUAAGUGCUGGAAUUAGUUGUUUGAGUUUGGCAUCUAAAUAGAAAGAUAUAUACUGUUUGACUUCUAAAUAACUUGUUAAAUUAAGUGGCGAAAAAAUAACUGAAGAUUAACUUGCAAAAUGCUAAUUUUAAAUCUUAUAAACUAUAUAACAUUAAAUAGAAAUGCCCAACUAUUUUUAAAAUUUUGAUUACAUAAUGAGAGAUUUAGAGUUUCGUUAUUAUAAACAAAUUAACUCAAAUAUUAUUGAUAAUUCAUUGAUGAAAAUGAAAUUAUCAGCUAUUUAUAAAUGUACUUUAAAUUUAUUAAGAUUUGUUUCAUAACAUUAUGACACAACAAUAUUUUAUUAAAGUACCAUUGCUUAUAGUUGUAUUUUCUAUACAAUUAAGAGAAUGGAAUUAUUAAAUUUUAGGAUGCUUAAUGAUUUAAUUCAAAUUUUAGUUUAAAUUUAAAUUGAUUAAGAGAUUGUCAAUUCAGAAAUAGCUUUAAAAUAUAUUUAUAGACUUUGUUAAAAUGAUUUGACUUAAAAACAAUAAGAAUUCUUAUCAUAAACAGAUUUUAAAUAUUGA